AUUAUUGUCAUUGCUCAACAAAAGAGGAAAAUGUUUUCCUUUAUCUCUUCAACAUUAUGAGCUUUGGAGUGGUGUAGUGCAGUGAAGCAAUUGUUGUGUGGAAAUGCCUCAAACAUUGAUGAUUUUCCUCAAACCAUUCAUUUCACCUCCAUCUUCUUCUCUUUUGAGUAAAUCAAAUAGUGGUGGGAAUUCAUUGGAUACAAAUGUUAAAAUAUAUAAAAGAGCACAAGUGGUGUGUCAAGGCAUGCUGACGCCGAGAAAGUUCAUGCAGAAGAGGAGGAAAGUAGAGGUUUUCAAGAGUGCUGAGGACGAAGCAGACCAGAAAAACUGGAGAAAGAUGAUGAAUGAAAUUGAAGAAACUGGUUCUUCUGUUUCAGUGCUGAGAAGCCAGAUGGACAAGAACCAGGCUCUUCCGAAGGACCUUGUUCUUGGAAGCUUGAUUAGAUUUAAGCAGCUUAAGAAGUGGAACCUUGUUUGUGAGAUUCUUGAGUGGCUUCGAACUCAGUAUUGGUGGGAUUUUAAUGAAAUGGACUUUCUGAUGCUUAUUACGGCCUAUGGGAAGCAAGGGGACUUCGGUAAAGCUGAAAGGAUUUUAGGUUACAUGAAUAAGAAAGGUUAUCCCGCAAAUGUGAUAUCUCACACUGCUCUGAUGGAGGCAUAUGGAAAAGGAGGUCAGUACGCUAAGGCAGAAGCCAUAUUUCGGAGAAUGCAAACUUCAGGCCCUGAACCUUCUGCUAUUACAUACCAAAUCAUUCUCAAAAUCUUUGUUGAGGGUGACAAAUUUAAUGAAGCUCAAGAAGUUUUUGAAGCCCUUAUGGAUAUGGAUGCACCUCCUCUAAAACCAGACCAGAAAAUGUUCCACAUGAUGAUCUAUAUGUAUAAGAAGGCAGGAAAAUAUGAGAAAGCCCGUCAUCUAUUCUCUUUGAUGGCCGGGCGAGGAGUUCGACAAAAUACGAUUACUUACAACAGUUUGAUGUCAUUUGAGACUAACUAUAAGGAGGUCGCAAACAUUUAUGAUCAGAUGCAAAGAGCUGGUCUUCGACCUGAUGUUGUUAGUUAUGCACUGCUCAUUAGUGCAUAUGGAAAGGCUAGAAGAGAAGAGGAGGCACUAGCUGUUUUUGAGGAAAUGCUUGAUGCUGGUGUCAGGCCAACACAAAAAUCAUACAACAUCUUGCUAGAUGCAUUUGCUAUCUCAGGAAUGGUGGAACAGGCCCGGACUGUCUUCAAAAGCAUGCGAAGAGACAGAUGUAGCCCUGACCUUUGCUCAUACACAACGAUGCUAUCAGCUUAUAUUAAUGCAUCAGAUAUGGAAGGUGCAGAGAAAUUUUUCAGAAGAAUAAAGCAAGAUGGAUUGGUGCCCAAUGUUGUUACAUAUGGCACAUUGAUUAAGGGAUAUGCAAAAACAAAUGACCUCGAAAAGAUGAUGGAGAAAUAUGAAGAAAUGCGGGUCCAUGAUAUCAAGGCUAACCAAACUAUCUUCACUACAAUCAUGGACGCAUAUGGUAGGAAUAAGGAUUUUGGUAGUGCCGUUGCUUGGUUCAAUGAGAUGGCAUCUUCUAGCGUCUCUCCUGAUCAAAAAGCAAAAAACAUUCUCUUGUCCUUGGCAAAAACAUCAGAAGAACAGAUGGAAGCUAAGCAGAUAACAGGAUGUGCCAACGAGCUGAUAGUCGACAGUAUUCCCAGUAACAUCAAUGAUAAUGAUGAAGAUGACUAUGACGAUGAUGAUGGAAGUGGUGAUGAUGAAGACAUUGAUGAAAAAGAGAGCAUUUUGUCAGGAGAAAAAUUGGAUCAACUGAUAAUUAGUGGUAGUGCUUCAUCUCAGACAUAAGAAACUAAUGCAAAAUGAAGCUAGAAAUUUUGUAUAUCUUGCUAGUCUUCUUAGUUUAUACUACUAUAUAUAUUCUUCUCCCUUUUGUAUCUUUGAAAGUAAAAAUGUGAAACAAAAAAUGAAUUUGCCUUUGAAAAUCAAGCAAUGUUCAGCUAAAGGUUUUCAAUAUCAUGAAUUUUGUACAAGGACUAUUGGAGUUGAACCUUGGGACAGCCUUCUCUAAGGAUGCUUUCCCAGGCAUUUGGCGUUUAUUUUCAAGCUUAACUAUUACACUUAA
Molecule: messenger RNA, 2105 nt
Organism: Solanum dulcamara
Lineage: Eukaryota; Viridiplantae; Streptophyta; Magnoliopsida; Solanales; Solanaceae
Product: pentatricopeptide repeat-containing protein At3g59040
Exons: 7
Coding region: 104-1828 (574 amino acids)
Molecular function (GO): protein binding
Source: RefSeq, a predicted model, not a curated record